ACCGGGGAUGGGAUUAUUUUCUUCCGUCUUGAAAACAAAUUCACAAUUACGUAAAUACCCCUAAAUUACGGUGAAAAUUCCUUUUUCGUCCUCAUCAUUCGGCUUCCUUCUUCCUUUUGGAUUCCUUUGUCUACUCCGAUUCAUAGAUCGCAGCCUAUAAAUUUUCCUCUCAAUCUCUCUCUAAAUUAUCCUUCGUUUUCACUCUCUUGAGCUCAAAUUUUCUUUUCUCGGCAUUUAUUUUCCGGGAAUCUCUAUUUCCAAGUUUCUCUCAGCAGUAGCGAUGAACGCCCUCGCAGCAACCAACAGAAAUUUCCGCCACGCGGCUCGGAUUCUCGGAUUGGACUCCAAGCUCGAGAAGAGUCUUCUGAUUCCGUUCAGAGAGAUCAAGGUGGAGUGCACAAUUCCAAAGGACGACGGAAGCUUGGUGUCGUACGUCGGGUUCAGAGUGCAACACGACAAUGCGCGUGGCCCCAUGAAAGGAGGAAUCAGAUACCAUCCUGAGGUUGAUCCCGAUGAAGUGAAUGCUUUGGCUCAAUUAAUGACCUGGAAGACUGCUGUUGCUGAUAUUCCAUAUGGUGGUGCAAAGGGUGGGAUUGGCUGCAAUCCACGGGAGUUGAGUAAUAGUGAGCUGGAGCGGUUGACUCGUGUUUUUACACAAAAGAUUCACGAUCUCAUUGGAAUUCAUACCGAUGUUCCAGCUCCAGAUAUGGGCACUAAUGCACAGACUAUGGCAUGGAUUUUGGAUGAAUACUCAAAGUUUCAUGGUCACUCGCCAGCUGUUGUCACUGGAAAGCCCAUAGAUUUGGGUGGAUCACUGGGUAGAGAAGCUGCAACUGGGCGCGGUGUCAUUUUUGCAACAGAGGCUUUACUUGCUGAACAUGGAAAACAGAUCAAGAAUAUGACUUUUGGUAUUCAGGGAUUUGGAAAUGUGGGAUAUUGGGCAGCAAAGCUUAUACAUGAGAAAGGUGGAAAGGUUGUUGCAGUAAGCGAUAUCACUGGUGCAGUCACGAACCCGAACGGUAUCGACAUACCGGAACUCCACAGGCAUAAAGAAAGUACUGGAAGCCUAGUGAACUUUGAAGGCGGAGAUAGUAUGGAUCCGAACGAGCUACUUGUUCAUGACUGUGAUGUUCUUAUCCCAUGUGCCUUAGGUGGAGUUCUAAACAGAGAGAAUGCUGCUGAUGUGAAAGCCAAGUUCAUAAUUGAAGCAGCAAACCACCCCACAGAUCCAGAGGCAGAUGAGAUUCUAUCCAAGAAGGGAGUCAUAAUUCUACCCGACAUAUACGCGAAUGCUGGUGGAGUCACCGUAAGCUAUUUCGAGUGGGUUCAGAACAUUCAAGGUUUCAUGUGGGAUGAAGACAAGGUAAACAAUGAACUUCAGAGGUACAUGACCAGAGCGUUUCACAACAUCAAGAACAUGUGCAAGUCACACGACUGCAACCUGCGGAUGGGCGCUUUCACGUUGGGCGUGAACCGGGUCGCACGUGCCACGCUUCUCAGAGGUUGGGAAGCAUAAUCUAUAUACAUUGAGGGGUGGAUCAAAGAUGAACCUUAUUAGUUUUUAUAUGAUUUUUCUUCAACUUGUGAAGCAUACACAGGAUGUGGAUUAGCAUAAAUUGUUCAAACUUUAGUAUCUUUUUUUUCAGCAUAGUAGUUUGUAAAAUGUCUCAACCUAUUGGAUUAUGAGCAAUUGAAAUGGAAUAAUUUUGCCAAACUGAACAUAGCUCAAGUGGUUAAGACAUUUAUCUCUGACCAAGAGGUCAUGAGUUUGAAUCCAA
Molecule: messenger RNA, 1778 nt
Organism: Momordica charantia (bitter melon)
Lineage: Eukaryota; Viridiplantae; Streptophyta; Magnoliopsida; Cucurbitales; Cucurbitaceae
Product: glutamate dehydrogenase 2
Biological process (GO): L-glutamate catabolic process
Cellular component (GO): mitochondrion
Molecular function (GO): L-glutamate dehydrogenase (NAD+) activity
Source: RefSeq, a predicted model, not a curated record